Molecule: messenger RNA, 1707 nt
Organism: Coccidioides immitis RS
Lineage: Eukaryota; Fungi; Ascomycota; Eurotiomycetes; Onygenales; Onygenaceae
Product: multidrug resistance protein
Exons: 3
Coding region: 1-1707 (568 amino acids)
Biological process (GO): transmembrane transport; intracellular polyamine homeostasis
Molecular function (GO): polyamine transmembrane transporter activity
Source: RefSeq, a predicted model, not a curated record
AUGACCGACUCCGAAAAGACCACAGCCGUGGCCGUCAGCCAGUCUACCCUCGAGCUGGACGAAAAGCGGCCCGACCCUGGGCCUCAUCCGGGAGAAGCAAAAAAGAAGUGUGCACCAGAGACUCAGUUGGAAGAUGAAGGUGGGAGUAGCAGACCAUCGUCCGUCCACACAAACCUUUCGGAUCGAGAACCGGUGGAAAAUUUGGAGCUCGGUCCUGUCACAACCGGGUCAAGCGUCUCCCCUCCUCCCGUUUCGAUUCCGAUGAGCAAGCGACGCGGAUUGUUAGCCCAACUUGCAUUAGUGCCAGAGGUUGAAGAACCAAAGCAUUAUCCCCGAAAAACUAAAUGGUUCAUUACCUUUGUCAUUGGCGUUGCUGCCAUGGCUGCGCCCAUGGGAAGCGCAAUCUUUUUCCCCGCCCUCGGCCAGGUCGCCGAAACCUUCAACGCUAGUCCCACGAUCACCAAUUUGUCUGUCGCUCUAUAUAUGCUUAGUAUGGGAGUAUUUCCACUCUGGUGGUCUUCAUUUAGCGAGAAGCUAGGACGUCGAACAAUAUAUCUAGUCUCCUUCGCAUUAUUUGUUCUAUGGAGUGUUUUGUCCGCCAUCGCCAGUUCCAUCGGGAUGCUCAUCGUGAUGCGGUUGCUGGGUGGCGGCGCUUCCGCAUCAGUGCAGGCAGUCGGUGCAGGCACGAUUGCGGAUAUAUGGGAAGUAAAGGAAAGGGGACGAGCGAUGGGUAUAUUUUACCUUGGCCCGUUGUGUGGGCCCCUCCUAGCUCCAAUUAUUGGCGGCGUUCUAUCACAGGCAUGGGACUGGCGAAGCACGCAAUGGUUCCUGGCCAUAUAUGGAGGAGUAGGCUUCCUUCUCCUGUUAUUCGGACUUCCAGAGACCUUGCCUCGGCCCAAAAAACCAUCUGCAGACUCCCAGGAAUCUGUUCAACGCUCCCUAAGUCGGGUCUCCUCUCGCCAGGUAGUUGAGGCGACGGCUAAAUGGCUGAAACUUGCGAGGAUAGUUUUUAUUGACCCUCUUGGAAUUCUGCUUUACCUCCGGUUCCCCGCCGUCCUAUUAACGGUGUAUUAUGGAAGCAUUGCCUUUGGCUCCUUAUACAUCUUGAAUAUCAGUGUUCAGGACACAUUCAGCAAGGCCCCAUAUAACUUUUCGAUGUUGAUUGUGGGUCUGCUUUAUAUCCCUAACUCGUUGGGAUACAUCGUUGCGAGUCUCACUGGCGGUCCAUGGAUGGACAGGAUUAUGCAGCGAGAGGCAAGACGUGCGAAUAGGGUUGACGAAAAUGGGAAGUUGAUAUAUCGCCCGGAAGAUCGCAUGCGUGAAAACGCCUGGCUAGGGGCGAUACUCUACCCGGUGGCUCUCAUCGUAUACGGAUGGACUGCUGAAAAGGGGGUUUAUUGGAUUGUUCCAAUCAUAUGCAACUUUUUCUUCGGUCUCGGCUCAAUGAUUAUCUUCAGCAUGUCCACGACCAUGCUAACCGAGUUCAUGCCCAAGAAAUCCUCCUCUGGAGUCGCAGUGAACAAUUUUGCGCGAAAUACCUUCUCUUGCAUCGGCGGUAUUGUUACGGCGCCUAUCAUACAUGGAAUCGGGAAUGGCUGGCUAUUCACCAUCAUAGGACUGGUAGCAUUGGCAAGCUGCUCGGUGAUCUGGGCAAUGAAGAAGUUCGGCCCUCAAUGGCGAGUGUCCAUGGACGCACGACUGGGGUAA